AGCAACAUCUGGACUCCUCACGCUCCAAUGGCUUCCGUUCUGGCAUCGGAGAUGUACCAUGUGGUGGGAAGCGUUGCAACUUCGCAAGGAUGCCGCUUGGGCCAAAUGGUUGAAAGAUGUAUGAGUGUAAUGCAGUCUGGGACUCAAAUGGUUAAACUAAAGCAUGGAGCCAAAGGUCUGGUGCGUCUAUUUUACCUUGAUGAGCACAGGACCUGCAUCAGAUGGAGGCCAUCCAGGAAAAGUGAAAAGGCAAAAAUUGUAAUUGAUUCUAUCUACAAAGUCACUGAAGGCAGACAAUCAGAAAUAUUCUAUCGCCAUGCAGAAGGUAACUUUGAUCCCAGCUGCUGCUUCACCAUUUACCAUGGCAACCAUAUGGAGUCACUGGAUUUGAUAACUUCUAAUCCAGAAGAAGCUCGUACCUGGAUCACUGGGUUGAAAUACCUGAUGGCUGGGAUAAGUGAUGAAGACUCUCUUGUGAAAAGGCAGAGAACACACGAUCAUUGGGUGAAGCAAACAUUUGAGGAAGCAGACAAGAAUGGAGAUGGCUUGCUAAAUAUUGAAGAAAUCCAUCAGUUGAUGCAUAAAUUGAAUGUCAAUCUGCCCCGCAGAAAAGUAAGACAAAUGUUUCAGGAGGCUGACACAGAUGAGAACCAGGGAACGUUAACUUUUGAAGAGUUCUCUGUGUUUUACAAGAUGAUGUCGUUAAGGCGUGAUCUCUACUUGCUGCUGUUGAGCUACAGUGAUAAAAAAGACCACCUCACUGUUGAAGAAUUUGCUCAGUUUUUGAAGGCAGAACAAAAGGGCAAAAAGCUCCCAUAUAGCCUUGGUGCUGAUGCUGAAGAAGGAGAAGUCUCUGAUGAAGACAGUGCUGAUGAAAUUGAAGAUGACUGCAAGUUAAAACUCUCAUAUAGCAAUGGCACAACUGAGCACCAAAUGGAAUCUUUUAUAAAGAAGAAACUUGAAUCCUUGUUAAAAGAGUCACAGAUCAGAGAUAAAGAAGACCCCGACUGCUUCACUGUGAAGGCACUCUUGAAAGCAACACAUGAGGGGUUAAAUGUUAACUUCAAACAGAACUCAGACCAGAAAGAUGCCUGUAAAAAAUCUCAUAGCAGACUAAUGAGCAACUUUGGUAAACAUAAGAAACCUGCUAAACCAAGAUCCAAAUCUCAUAGCACAUCUGAUGAUGAGGAUUCCCAGCAAACCUGUUCUGGAAAGGAAUCUGGACAGUUAUACAGGUUGGGACGCCGGAGAAAAACAAUGAAGCUGUGCCGUGAUCUUUCUGAUUUAGUGGUGUACACCAAUUCUGUGGCAGCUCAAGAUAUAGUUGAUGAUGGAUCUGUGGGGAAUGUGUUAUCCUUCAGUGAGACGAGAGCACACCAGGUGGUGCAACAGAAGGCAGAGCAAUUUAUGCUUUAUAAUCAGAAGCAGCUCACAAGAAUCUAUCCAUCUGCCUACCGGAUUGACUCCAGCAAUUUCAACCCUUUGCCAUAUUGGAAUGUUGGCUGCCAGCUGGUGGCAUUAAACUACCAGUCUGAUGGGCGAGUGAUGCAGUUAAAUCAAGCCAAGUUCAAGAUGAAUGGGAAUUGUGGAUACAUCUUGAAACCUCAGCAGAUGUGCAAAGGCACAUUCAGUCCGUAUUCUGCGGAUCCACUUCCUGCAUUCCCUAAGAAGCAACUGAUUCUCAAAAUCAUCAGUGGACAGCAGCUACCAAAACCGCCAGAUUCCAUGUUAGGAGAUAGAGGAGAGAUAAUCGAUCCAUUUGUUGAGGUUGAAAUUAUUGGGUUACCAGCUGACUGCUGCAAAGACCAGACAAGAGUCGUAGAUGAUAAUGGCUUUAAUCCUGUUUGGGAAGAAACACUCAGCUUCACCAUCCACAUGCCUGAAAUAGCAUUGGUUCGGUUUCUUGUUUGGGAUCAUGAUCCUAUUGGACGGGACUUUGUGGGGCAAAGAACAGUGGCCUUUAGCAGCCUUAUGCCGGGCUACCGUCAUGUUUAUUUGGAGGGACUAACUGAAGCAUCUAUAUUUGUUCAUAUAACAAUCAAUGAUAUUUAUGGAAAGUGGAGUCCCUUAAUCCUCAAUCCAAGUUAUACUAUAAUGCACUUUCUAGGAGCCACAAAGAACAAGCAACUGAUAGGACUCCGAGGUCUUUUCAACAAGAACCCCAAACACAGUUCUGUGGAAAACGGUGGUGUCUAUGUUCGAAAAAGGUCAAUUGGGGAACGAUUUCUACGCCGCACAGCCAGUGCUCCAGCAAAGGGCAGGAAGAAGAGCAAAAUGGGCUUUCAGGAAGCCACUGAACUUAAGGAGAGUGUGUCAGAGGUGGCAGACUUGAAGGACAAAGAAGGAGUUCUAAGACGUACAAGUAGGAGCUUGCAAGCACGUCCCAUCUCCAUGCCAGUUGACAAGUAUCUUUUGGCAGGAUUGCCACCACCAGAUCAGAAUGCCACCGCUAUCACUGAUAAUAAAAAAGAAAACACCUCUGCAAAAAGUAAAAAUACUAGAAGUGAAGACCACACAGAUCUGAAAGAAGCAGUUUCUUCUUCUGAGAAAGAUUCAUCUUUUACAGCAUUUGCACCUUCAUUUGAAAAAGUUGUUCCCAAGACUGAUAAUUAUCCAACUUUACAUGCUUAUGAAAAACCAGGCAGCCUAGACUUUGCGACUGGGAUAGCUGAAACUUAUUUCUCCACUGAGUACUGGAAGAGUAAUGAUUCCAGUGAGUCUGUUCCUAUAAAGGAGGAAUCGGAAAAAGAAGAGAAUGAAGGUGUAUGUUGUGUGGAUCAAAAGACAUUGGGGGACAUUACAGUGUCCAAAGAAGAGAAAAAAGUAGCAGACAACUCUGUUCCUCAAGGACAUGAAGAGACUAUUAUCAAAUCUCACACACCUGUCAAUAGCAUUAUUACUGAUUUAUCGAUAGAUGACCCAUUGUCUUCUGACUGUUAUGAUGUCCAUGACUUUCAUUCCACACCAGCCAUACAAGAUACUGAAAUUUCUCACCUUAUCAGUGAGGUCUCUUUAACUGAUGAAAGUGAUCUGAGUGCUGUAUCAGCACUGAUAGAUCAGUCUGUUAUUAUAAAUGAUCAAACUAAUUUGACUGUUGUGUCCAGUCCUCCUGGAAUUAACAAACAGAUCGUUAAUAUGAAGCUUACACAUCCACCACAUAUGUUGACAUGUGAUCAGAAUAAAAUGCCUGAUUGCAAGUCUUCUAAUGUGACACUGGUUGAGCUGCCAGCAUAUUCAACACCAGAAAUGACUAUAAUAUCAACCCCUGGGACAACAGAGUGUUCGCCGUACACAAUUAUUCAUGAAGCUUCUAUUUCUCCAACCUCUUCCCAAGUAGACAAGCUUGAUUGUGAGAAUGUAAACCACUGCAUAGAAGAUACUGGUACUCUCUCUUCCUGCAUUUCGCCUGCUAUUCUGCUGAAAUCAGACCCCAAAAGGAAGUGUAGAACAAACUGGGAAUCUUUCAGCGACAAUAAUUCCUUCUUUUCAGACACCUCAGACAUGGAGCAUACAAUAUUUGUCCCUCUUCCCUGUGCAAAUUCUGCAGGUAGCAGUUUAAUGGAAGUUGAUGGGGGAUUACAAGACCUCUUGAUCACUACCUAUGAAUAUAAGAGAGAAGAUAUGAGUCAACUUGCUUCUCCUUUGAAACUUAAGCAUAAUCAGGACACUCUGUACUAUAACAAAACUAUCUGUGAACAUCUAAACAGCAUGGACAUGCACAGUGCCAACCAGGUUGAAGAUUUCAAGUUUAAGAAAGAAAAGAAACAAUACCUUCCUUACUCAAAACAUCAAAAUGUUGAUCUUUUGUACAAUAAUUACUUUCAAAUUUCAGACAUGCAAAAUGAAUUGUUAAACAUCUCCCAAACAGCCAGUAUGCCCAAGAAUGCUCUACCUUUGCCUUCUCCUCCAACUCAGAAACAACCAAGCCCUUGUAAAUCCAAAAGUCUUGGAGAUUUGACCUCAGAAGACAUCUCUUGUAAUUUUGAGAGUAAAUACAAGUACAUUAGUAGAGGUUUUAUUACAUCUGGCAUGAGAGACAAAAUGGUGGCUACACUAAAGGCAAAGAAACCUCAGACUACCGAUGCUCUGACAGAACAGCUGAGGAAACUAGUGUCUUUUGAUCAGGAGGAUGGUUGCCAAUCUUUCUGUUCUAAACAAAAUGAUGAUUGCCCUAAAAUGUUGGUUCGAAAGCUGUCAUCCAGGAGUCAAAGCAGAGUGCGAAACAUUGCUAGCCGUGCCAAGGAGCGACAAGAAGCCAGCAAACAAAAGCUUUCUAAUAAUGGCAGCAGUGUAGCUGGGGUAGUCCUUCGAAAUAAGCCCUCGGUGCCUCCUCAUGUUAUCAACAGGCAUUCCACUGGCUCUUACAUAGCAAGCUAUUUGGAUAACUUCAGUGCAGAUGAUGUAGAAGGUCGAGGAGUACCAGAAGGUGCAUGCACAUCAUUGCGGUUUGGAUACAGUGAUCGGUUUUGUAUGGAUGAUUCAGUUUUGGAGACCAAGCCAAGAGAAGAUGAUAAGCCAGAAAUUUAUUUUCUCCUGAGACUGUAAAUUGUAUAUUUGUACAUUUUCAUUGUUUACAAACUUUCCCACUGAAUGAAGGAUUAUCAGUAAGCAUUGUAGCCAUUAGCAUUUAAAUUACUCAGAAAUGUAUUUUUCUGUCUAUGUCAUGGAUUAAUGUGUCCAUUUCGAUCAAAGAGGAUGUAAAUAGAUGUUGUAAAAUUUC
Messenger RNA from Sceloporus undulatus (fence lizard), 4720 nucleotides. RefSeq names its product phospholipase C eta 1 (gene PLCH1). The transcript is spliced from 19 exons. Gene Ontology annotation, molecular function: calcium ion binding; phosphatidylinositol-4,5-bisphosphate phospholipase C activity. The record is from RefSeq and is a predicted model, not a curated record. Gene Ontology annotation, biological process: lipid metabolic process; phosphatidylinositol-mediated signaling. The coding region runs from base 28 to 4545 and encodes 1505 amino acids. NCBI's taxonomy places the organism in Eukaryota, Metazoa, Chordata, Lepidosauria, Squamata, Phrynosomatidae.